This is a messenger RNA of Athalia rosae (coleseed sawfly), 833 nucleotides long. Its product is annotated as THAP domain-containing protein 2-like. The transcript has 5 exons. Lineage: Eukaryota; Metazoa; Arthropoda; Insecta; Hymenoptera; Athaliidae. Bases 271 to 717 code for a protein of 148 amino acids. The record is from RefSeq and is a predicted model, not a curated record.
AGGGAGCAUGGCCUAUCUCUACUGUGCCAAAAUCUUGUAGCAAGCAAGUAAGACAGAGCGCGAUAGAUUUCGAUCAUCCCCAUCUCUUUCUGGCAUGCUCCGAUUGGCUGAAGGCUCGUCCCCUCUCUUUUAUGAGAGUAUCGUAUGAUACUCAGGCAGACCCCAGAAAUAAGGGGUGCCGAUCGAGUUUGUUUACAUAUUAUACGUGCGAACUGAUGCGAACCAAAAAUAUUUGUGUAAAACGCAAAUGUUUUUAAUUAGUGUCACACAAUGCCAUAUACGUGUCGCGUUCCGAACUGUAAGGCAACUUAUGGGACCAGUGAAACAUUAGACGUUAGUUUCCAUCAGUUACCAAAGAACAAUGAGCGCGGUAAAGAAUGGACAGAAACCCUGUGGAAGAAAUGUAACGUGGAGCUACGCACAUCAGAUCGAUUGUGCAGUAGACAUUUUGAUCGCGUUUGCUUCAGUGUGGGCCCGUUUGGAAAACGGAGACUAAAAUCUGAUGCUGUGCCGACUAUAUUCGACAAUACUUUGUCUGGAGACAAAGUUUCUGAAUCAAUAGAAGAAGCCAUAGAAGUUCCUAAUUCGGAUUCAUCAUCAGUUGAAAAUCCCAAUCAAAGCAUUGAGAUACCUCCAGAAAUAGACUAUGGACAAUCAACUUCAAAUUCUGAAUUGAGUAAAGCUUCUGGAGUGACCAUUAAUGACAUUGAUGAGUAAGAUACGAAUAAAUCAUGAAGAGAAAGGACGUCAAGAGUCGAUAGAUCGGAUACGUAAAGUGUAUUCUCGAAUGAUUGUACACAGGCAUCAGUAAAUACAAAAUUGUUAUUCAAGUA